This is a messenger RNA of Suillus subaureus, 382 nucleotides long. RefSeq lists its product as uncharacterized. Bases 61 to 327 code for a protein of 88 amino acids. The record is from RefSeq and is a predicted model, not a curated record. Lineage: Eukaryota; Fungi; Basidiomycota; Agaricomycetes; Boletales; Suillaceae. The transcript has a single exon.
AUGAACAUCCAUCGCCUGCAGCUGAUCUCAUUCUGCGCUUAGAUCUGUAUUCAGCGUCGCAUGACGCAAAGUGACCGCGAAGCACGGCUGGCUUGGUCUCCCGUCUCUGUCAUGGCACCUCCCAUAAUCUUUUCCACCUCCUUGGUGCUGGACGCUGGUACGCCAUCCUGCAUUAUAUCAGUUUCACUCGUUGGAUGCGAUGCAUUUGCUCACGAUAAAGUUACCUCAUGCAGAGCUAAUUCUGGGAUCAGGCAUCCCAAGUCUAGUUCAACUGCUUGGGAUAGAAUAAUGGUGUCAUUUCUAUCAUUCACUGCGCAAAUCGCGUAACAGGCACUGUAGAUAGUGUUGUACUUUCCUCAUUUCUUCGGUGUCCUCGGAAAUA